Cydia pomonella (codling moth) is the source of this 1722-nucleotide messenger RNA. RefSeq names its product palmitoyltransferase ZDHHC16. NCBI's taxonomy places the organism in Eukaryota, Metazoa, Arthropoda, Insecta, Lepidoptera, Tortricidae. The coding region runs from base 473 to 1624 and encodes 383 amino acids. Gene Ontology annotation, cellular component: Golgi apparatus. The record is from RefSeq and is a predicted model, not a curated record. Gene Ontology annotation, biological process: protein palmitoylation. Gene Ontology annotation, molecular function: palmitoyltransferase activity. The transcript is spliced from 6 exons.
CAAGGCAAGCCCAGAGAGCAAGUGUUUUUUUUUUAAUUUAAACGCCAAACUUUUAUGAAAUUAUUACGUGUACUUAAUACUUGCACAGGCUGGGCUAUCAAAAUCACCGCCAACUUAGCUUGGUUUGACUCUACCUAUUUUAUACUACUCUUUGCUCUACGGGAUUGAACUUACAGAAAAAAAACUUACUCUUGACAAGGCAGUAUGGCUUAGAGUUAUAGUCUAACCAGAUGGAUGAAAAAAAAAUUUGCAAAUGUCAAACAUUCUCCCUCUUCCAUCACAUCACAACGUAGUGAUAUGCUCUUUGGUAGUGAUUAUAUGCUCUUUGACAGUGUGCUGCGGCGAGUGUAAAUAGAAUAAAUAUAAAAAUAACGUUUUCCUCAGGGGAAAAUAUAAUAAAACCUUACCAUGAUUUCGUCUGAUAAAACAUGAAUUCUAAGCCGAUGCUAUAAAAAAGGCACUUGUUCAAAUUAUGGCAGUCAUUAAAUGGAGGCUGAAGUGGCGAGAAAUCAUCCCAAGAAUAAGGGAUUAUACAGCAUGGAAGUACGCUGAACUGGUGCUGACAGCUCGCUCCCUCACAUACAAUGAACACAUGAGUCAAAGUUAUGCUGUAGAUUUUUUGUUAGAACCCAUCUUUUGGUUUGUUGACAAUUUUGCCAGUUAUUUAGGGAGGGUGUUUGUGUUCUGUGUAACAGUAUUGACCACUGCUGUUGUGGCCAUAGCAUACUGGGUCGGGCUUCCAUACUGGUGGCAUAGAAGUCCAUAUACUACUGUGUUCCUGGUCAUCUUUGGCAAUUGGCUAUUGCUCAAUAUUGUUUUCCAUUACUAUAUGGGUGUGGCUACUUCCCCAGGAUAUCCUCCUCAUGGUUCAAUGAUAGCGGAAGCUGCUAGCAUCUGCAAGAAAUGUAUAUCUCCAAAACCUCCCCGGACGCAUCAUUGCUCCGUGUGCGACCGCUGCGUGCUGGCCAUGGACCACCACUGUCCAUGGCUCAACAACUGCGUGGGCUACUAUAACGCGCGUCACUUUUACCUGUACAUGGCGUACAUGGUGGCGGGCGUCGCCUUCGUCAUCAUUGCUGGGAUUGAUAUAGGAUAUCAAGUCAUAUGGGUGAAUGACACUGGUGGAAUCAUUCCACACAACGACCCUGACCUUAUUGGGCACCCAGUCCGCAUGAACCAGAGUGGAGUGUUGGUCCCAGUGAAGGUUAUAGUCGAGUACGACUCCGUCAACUCGCCGCGCGAGCACGAGCUGCCCGUGCCGCCCAUCACGGAAACACAGCGCAUCGCCGCACACCCCUGGAAGCGAAAAGCUGUCGUAUUCAUGGCCUUUACCUGUGUGUCUGUAUUAUUAGCUCUAGGAACAUUAACUAUCAUGCACGGAAAGAACGUGGGUAGGGGUGAAACGAGCGUGGAAGCUCAUAUUAACGCGUCCCUAAGGAAAACGCAGGGCGACUCGUUUAGGAACCCUUACGAUUUUGGGCGGAGGAAGAAUUGGAAGUUGUUCCUCGGGCUGACGCAGGGUAGAACGUUCGCGCGGCACGUGCUGCUGCCGUCGCGGCACGCGCCCGCGGGCUCUGGGCUCACGUGGCACACAGUCCACGAUACAGCUGAAGACUGGCCGUGAAAGGCUUCAAUCUGCAUUUAUUUAUCAUUUAGUUUGUACUAGACCGUUUUAUGAGUAAUUAUCGCUCGAUAUUUUAUAAAACAUUUCUCAAACUCUAA